This is a messenger RNA of Dreissena polymorpha, 826 nucleotides long. RefSeq lists its product as uncharacterized. NCBI's taxonomy places the organism in Eukaryota, Metazoa, Mollusca, Bivalvia, Myida, Dreissenidae. Bases 161 to 730 code for a protein of 189 amino acids. The record is from RefSeq and is a predicted model, not a curated record. The transcript has 4 exons.
CCAAGUAGACGCAUCUUCAGUGACUUCACCUGAAAUUAAAAGAAAGAAAAGGAGCAUUAACUUUAGCAAUACAGAAAUAUUGAAAUUGGAAGAGCUGGUUAAAGAUGAGAAAACAUUUUCAAUAUUAACUAAUAAAUUUUCAAACACUGUAAAUAAUAAAAUGAAAAAAGAUAUGUGGACGAAAAUUGCUGAAGUAAUUUCUGCACAAGGAAUUGCAGUUAGAACUGCGGAUGAAUGUAGUAAUAAAUGGCAGAACUUGAAAAGAGAGAGCAAGGCAGCAGUUACCAGUGAAAAGUUAGAACGGCGUAAAACGGGCGGAGGGACCCUGACACUGACAGCUGUCGCCGAUGAACAAAAAGUUCGGAUCGCCGAAAUGUAUAAAGAUUCGGCAUCCUUCAAUGGGAUUAUUGGAGGAUUGGACAGCGAUGAAGCUGAUGGUCGUCACUUUCUGUCCAACACCACAGUUGCGCCCGCUGUGGGAACAGUUGAACAAACGGAGCGGUCAAGUGAGUGUUGUAAUAAAGGUCCAGCAAAGAAGCAAAAGAAGUUUGCAACAAAGUCUGAAGAACUGCAGUACUGGCAGGUACAAUACUUCAAAGGGGAAGUGGAAAAGCAGGAACGGGAGAAACAACUACUUGAUAUAAGGAUUCGAAUGCUGCUGAAAGAGGAAAUGAGACGUGACCAGAACGUUGUAGAUGAGAUCAUCAAUGGAAAAUUUUUCGAGGACUAAAUAUAAUGGUUAUAUUGACUUAGUUGCCUCAGUGCUUUAUUGAAUACAAAAUGAUUAACAUUGAUUAUUUUAAAUGAAUAUAAUAAAAGUGUUUUU